AUGGCGGCGCUGCCUGUAAACAGGGCCGGGGCAGCGCAGGAUGGAGGCCGCGCCUCCAGCACCGUUGGCGGUGGCAGCCGGGGCUCGGCGGGAGCCGCCGUGAAGCCGUUUAAGGUGUUCUUCUCCCCCCCGCUGUUUGUUCCCGCUACCUCGAUGCUGCGUUUGUAGCUUCAUAAGCGGCUGGUUUGGUUCUCGAGUGUGGAGUCUGUGAAGAUGUGUUUUCUCUGCAAGGUGACAAAGUUCCCCGACUGCUUCUGUGUGGCCAUACUGUCUGCCAUGACUGUCUUACCCGGCUUCCCCUUCACGGCAGAGCAGUUCGUUGUCCUUUUGAUCGACAAGUUACUGAAUUAGGAGAUUCUGGUGUCUGGGGCUUGAAAAAGAAUUUUGCUCUGUUGGAACUCUUGGAACGUUUGCAGAAUGGACCUGCUGGGCAGUGUGGGACAGCAGAAGAAGCCAUUGGUCUCUCUGGAGAGAGUAUUAUUCGUUGCGAUGAAGAUGAAGCCCAUGUUGCAUCUGUUUAUUGCACUGUUUGUGCUACUCACCUAUGUGCAGACUGUUCCCAGCUUACUCAUUCUACAAAGACACUAGCGAAACACAAGCGUGUACCUCUUGCUGAUAAGCCUCAUGAGAAGACCAUGUGCUCCCAACACCAAGUGCAUGCUAUUGAGUUUGUUUGUUUAGAAGAGGGCUGUCAGGCCAGUCCUCUUAUGUGUUGUGUCUGCAAAGAAUAUGGGAAGCAUCAAGGUCAUAAGCAUUCUGUCUUGGAACCAGAAGCAAACCAGAUUCGUGCAUCCAUUUUAGACAUGGCCCACUGCAUACGAACUUUCACAGAAGAAAUCUCAGAUUAUUCAAGAAAAUUAGUUGGAAUAGUUCAGCAUAUAGAAGGAGGAGAACAAAUAGUUGAAGAUGGAGUUGGAAUGGCCCAUACAGAACAUGUACCAGGGACUGCAGAGAACGCUCGCUCAUGUGUCCGAGCCUAUUUUUCUGAUCUUCAUGAAACCCUUUGUCGUCAGGAGGAAAUGGCUCUUAGCGUUGUUGAUGCUCAUGUGAGAGAGAAAUUGAUUUGGCUUAGGCAACAGCAAGAAGACAUGACCAUCCUAUUGUCACAGGUUUCAACAGCUUGCCUUCAUUGUGAAAAGACUUUACAGCAGGAUGACUGUAGAGUAGUGUUGGCCAAACAGGAAAUUACAAGAUUGCUCGAGACAUUACAGAAACAGCAGCAGCAAUUUACAGAACUUGCAGAUCAUGUACAGCUGGAUGCUAGCAUUCCUGUCACUUUUACAAAGGACAACAGGGUACAUAUUGGACCAAAAAUGGAAAUUCGGGUUGUCACUCUAGGAUUAGAUGGAGCUGGCAAAACAACUAUUUUGUUUAAGUUAAAGCAAGAUGAAUUCAUGCAGCCAAUUCCAACAAUAGGUUUUAAUGUUGAAACAGUAGAAUACAAGAAUCUGAAGUUUACUAUUUGGGAUGUAGGAGGGAAGCACAAGUUGAGGCCCUUGUGGAAGCAUUAUUAUCUCAAUACACAAGCGGUUGUGUUUGUUAUUGAUAGCAGUCACAGAGACAGGGUCAGUGAAGCACACAGUGAACUUGCAAAAUUGUUAACAGAGAAGGAAUUGCGGGAUGCCUUGCUCCUGAUCUUUGCUAAUAAACAGGAUGUAGCAGGCGCGCUUUCAGUGGAAGAAAUUACGGAACUGCUGAGUCUCCAUAAACUCUGCUGUGGCCGUAGCUGGUAUAUCCAGGGUUGUGAUGCCCGAAGUGGUACAGGACUUUUUGAAGGAUUAGACUGGCUUUCAAGGCAGUUAGUGGCUGCUGGUGUCCUGGAUGUGGCUUAAUUUCAGAACAGUCAUGUUUGUUGUUCACUGUUUUGUUUGCAUGACUUAGGAUGUUGUAACCAGGUCUGCCCUCUGAAGGGGCGAAUUUAUUUAAACUUGAUGGUUACAGAAAAAUACAAGCCUUUAUUCAAGACUGGAUAAUUGGUUCAGUAAACUUGUACAGUUAGUGUUUUUGACAUUUGAUACGUGUACAAGUGAUGAAAUGGGCUAGUUACACAGGGGCCUUGAAAAUUCUUUUUGUUGAAAUUAGGUUGUUAAAACUUAAAGUUCUUCCCUGAUAAAAUAUGCAUUAGAGUUCAUCUAACAAUCAUAAUAAGGUUGUGAAAGUUAAUGUCAGAAAAAUUAUGUGCAGUUUAGAAAUGCUUUCCCAAAAAACUAUUCCAAAAUCCAUCUUAGGUUAUUAGAAUAGUCAGCUCUGGUCAUUAGUCAGAAAUAAAUUAUGCUACUUUUUAAUAUCUUAAAAAAUGCAUUCAGCUAAAGCUGGCAUUGGAAAUUACAUGCAAAUACACUGCAAAAGGAAAAUGCUUCCCCUGUUAUUUAUUAACCUCUCUGUUAGUAGAUGGGAGCAUAAUGGCAAAGAAAACCGAGAAUGGGGAACUAUGUAGUACUAACUGGCUGUGACAUUGUUUAGUUGGUUGUUUUUUUUACUUUUUUUUGUAAGUCUACAGAUGCUAAAUUAUUUAUGGACAGGCUAUAGUGAUGUUAAGGUGAAAAUGUUUUGUGAAUUCUUGAGGACAUAAUCUGCCUUUAGAGAUUAAGUUUGCUCCUCAAGAAGUCAAAUGAAGCUUAAAAAAAAAGGACCACCUUAAAGAAGCAGUGUGGUGUAAUAUCAAUCCACCUAUGUACUCUUAUGUAGAAGCCAAGCUUCCAGAUAAAGGUAGUGGCCUUAAAAUAACAUAAUGUAAAAACGAUGUUCACUGAUUAUAACUCUUACUUACAAAAGCUGAUAGCAAAAUGUGAUGUAAACCUUCUGUAUUAAGAUUUUUAAUUCUUAUGUCUUCUACAGGCAACUGUCACCAAUGCCUCUGUUUUCAAAGGUCACUCAUUCACAAACCCAUGCGAUAUAUGUGUAGCACUGUUUAAAUUUAGAAAAGGUUGUGGUCACUUAGUGGUAUCUCCUUUUCUGCUGCACACGCAGUUCUGUUAACAGUUUUAUCUGACUAGUAUGCAUACAAGAAACUUUGGUCUUCUCCUAAGUGCACAGCCACUGCCAAUUGAAGAAGCCAUGCCACGACCCUCUUCACAUCAGUAAAAGAGCAAGGAAGAGCAUAGCCAAUAGAUCAAAACUGCAGAGCACCUUUUCUUACUGCAGUAGAGGUAAACAGGAAGAAUCACGCAGCGGAAACAAGCAGCGUUGUUGCACAGAUAGGUAGGUAGAUCUUUUUGACACACUGAAAAACAUACUAACCUGUGAAGGCUGUGAAUCUCACCCAGUGAGGAAGAAUAAUCUCAUGGUCUGUGGCUGUGGCUUUUUUGUAUUGUCAGCUUUAUGAUGUUUUCCCACUACGUACUUUAGGUAAGGCCAAGAAUGUAUAAACAAAAAUUUUAGUACAUUUGCACUUUUUUCCAAGAGGAAGUAGUUAAAGAACUACUUCCUCAUAAUGACACUUGUUCAUAGUUUUCUCUUGUUACAUGUGUUUCAUGUAAAUGAUGUUAAAUGCAGCUUCAGUUUAAGCAGGUCUAAUUACUUGAAUAGUAGCUGAAAGAACACUAAGCUUAAAAAUAGUAAUGUUUGUGAAACAAGCUUCAAUGCCUACAUAGGUACUGAGAAGGGGUAGUUACUCUUUCUGCAGAUUACCUGAUUAAUCUAGAAAUAGUUUACAUUGGGCUGAAGGGCAUUUUUUCUGCACCACCGAAC
Cygnus olor (mute swan) is the source of this 3690-nucleotide messenger RNA. It is a transcript of the gene TRIM23, whose product is annotated as tripartite motif containing 23. Gene Ontology annotation, molecular function: zinc ion binding; GTP binding; GTPase activity. Lineage: Eukaryota; Metazoa; Chordata; Aves; Anseriformes; Anatidae. Gene Ontology annotation, biological process: vesicle-mediated transport; intracellular protein transport. The transcript has 12 exons. Bases 636 to 1832 code for a protein of 398 amino acids. Gene Ontology annotation, cellular component: lysosomal membrane; plasma membrane; cytoplasm. The record is from RefSeq and is a predicted model, not a curated record.